Molecule: messenger RNA, 29850 nt
Organism: Cinara cedri
Lineage: Eukaryota; Metazoa; Arthropoda; Insecta; Hemiptera; Aphididae
Source: the annotation of a GenBank genome assembly
CCUGAAAAAAAAAACACAGCAACAGUCACCUCUUGGCGACGCGCGCGAAGUCAUAUAUCGGCAUCGGGAGUGAGUCGCGUGCGUGAAUAACGAGUUAGGUACCUAGUGAAAAUUUCCGCGAUUUUUUUUUUUUUUAUUUGUUUUUCUGUUUUUCAUCGUCGUCGUUGUUGUCAUUAAUAUUAAUGUUUUCUUGACGGUUUUCGCGAGUGUUUCCGACCGUGAAUAAUACUGACCGACAGACGUCGCGGAGAAGACUUCGGAAAUCCGAGGAUUACACCGACAAAUUUACGUACGAUCCCAAAAGGAUCCGCUCGGGUUUUGGAGACCACACAUGUAUAAAAUUAUCAUAAGAAAGGUACGUGCGUUAUCGUAAUAUAGCGACUUAAUAAAAUAUAUUUAUAUGGUUACCAAGGGGGCAAUGACUAUUCCAUUCUGGGGGAGGGCUAAUUUUAUAAACGAGAAAAAUAUAUGUACGUUAAAGAAGAAACCAUCGCGGAAUCCAACGUGUUAUAUGUAUAGAUAAAACGUUUGCUGGAACAUCCGGCCGCAGUGUUGUGUUUUAUCGAGAUAAAUGUAUCUAGUUAGGUAUAUUUUUAUACAUUUUAUCUUAUCUAGAUAAAAAAGAAAUAAGUUACCAUAGACAAAUAGUCGAAUCGUAUGGAUACUUUUUUUCCAAUAAUUAUUUAUUUAUUUAUUAAAAAAUAACAGGGAAGUAAUAUUUGAUUUAUAUUAAAACGGUUUAAUUAAUUAAUUAUUACGUUAUUUCAUCAAUUACACGAAUUUUUUAAAGUCUAAAACCAAAUCUGAUUUUUGACUACUUAACACUUAGUUUUAUGAUAGGUGGACAAUCAAAUUAUUUUGUUUAUUUAAUACAGAUAAAAUUUCGUUGAUUAUUUAUUUUUACCUAGAAAAUUAAAUCUUUAUUAUGUACUUUCAUCCUGCAGAUAAUUAUUAUUUUAGCGAUUAUAUUAUCUUAUCGUUAUCUGGAUAAUUUAUCUAAACGUGUCUUUAAACAGACAUUGCAUCCGAGGUGUCGUUACGAGCAUAUAGACCGAAAUAUGUACUUAUACUUAAAAUAUUAUGUUAUACAAUAUGCAGCGACCUUAGUAAGUAAUUAAUUGACGUUAUGACGCGGCCAAACCCGCGGUUGUCAGUUUUCGUUUUAUUUCAGAACAUUAUAUUAUUGUAGUCGGUGUAGGCAUGGUGAUGAACACAUUUUCAUCGGAAAGUAAAUAUAAUAAAACUGUUGUAAUACAGGCGACCACCGGUUUCCAUUUUUAACGUAACCGAUACACAAAUCUUUGGUCCCGGGGAAUAAGGGUUCAAGUCGAUAUUUGUAUAGUUUUCAAUAUGAGCUAAUUAAAUUUUAAAAACCGCUAAAUUGUUUCAUAAACGCCUCAAUCUAAAUAUGGCCAUUCUAAAUGGUUUAUCAAAUCGUAAUGUGUUAUUGCCCGAUUUAUUAUGCUUAUUUGCCGAACAAAAUAAGCCCAUCAUAUUGUGACUUCACCAGAUAUUUUAAUUUUCAAUAUGACACGUAUAAGAAUACCAUACUAAGCCAUACUUCUGCCGUUUGCCCGAAAAAAUUAAGGGAAACAAUUACUCAAGACAAAAUUAUAUUAAAAAAAAAAAAAAAAAUCCGAAAAUUCGAUUUAGCCAAUCUUCACCACGCGAUAGAACGCGAUAGAAUAUUUGAUCGUGUUCUACUUUAUACCCGUGUUAUUGAAUAAUAAUUUAAUUAUCGAAAGCACGUCGACUUAUAUAACGCUCGCAUUAUUGAUAAUAAGUAUGGACGCAUAUAGGUACCUAUAAAAUAUAAUUUUCUCCGCAACGUUGGAUAUUUUAAUUCGAUUUGGUAUUAUUUUUUUUUCCAUCUGUGUACGUUAUGUAAUAUCAUUAGCCCAUAUAUUUUAACCGCCCCUUUCUCUCGGUCUAAACUUAAUAUAUGGGUAAAAUAAUUAUCGUGGCGGUCUUUACGCACAGUAAAAAAAGUAUAUAAACGUUUCUUUAAUAGUAAUAUGGUUUCGCAAUCGUUAAUCGCGUACCUAUAUAAUAAUAUAACCGAUAGGCUACGCACACACAGUUUAGUUGAGCAACUCCGACGCGGUUUCCUCUGUAUAAGUACGUGUAUACCUGUAUAAAUUAAGUAGGUACACAAUAAGAUUAUGCUUGGCGUAAGUAAAAGCAACUUACGUUGGCUAUGAAAAGAAUCGAUUUAUUUACGCAUCGAAAUCACGUGAAUGGGUGUUCGGCAAAUAUACGAAUCGUGUGCGGGUCACCGAUCGAAUAUCAUCACGAUUGUGUAAUUGUAAUAUUUUAUAUUAUAGCUAUAAUACACGUAAAUCACACGUAUGAUAAACCAGACGAUAGAUUGUCUUGGAUAACUGAUAAAAGACUACAGGGGGCAACUUGCCUAUACCAAAUUUGCUUACUGGUGAAGAAAUUAGUUAAUUGUCAGUUAUUUGCCAAAACGAAAUUUUCUGGUAUCGUUUAAAUAUUGCUCCAUAUACUUCCGAGGCAUUUUAUCGGGACGUUUAAAUUUCACAUGGUUUUUUAUUUUCAAAGAUAAAAAUCUAUCGGAAGAUGUGAACAUUUAAAGUUUAACCUGCGUGAAUGGUACUUAUCAACAAAUAAGGCACACAAACAGAACAUAUAUGGCGCGUAAUUCGAUAUUCUUUCCUAUAUUUAGACUACUAGGAUUAGUACUGACUUAAUGUAAGGCUAAAAGUUAUACCCGGGUAAAUGCUCAAGUUGUCCCUAACCUCUAAAUGACACCACUGAAUGUAAUAUAAUAUAUUAUUGUCGAAUAAUUCCUAAAACCAGAGACUAUUGCACUGUAUUGCGUCUGUUAAUCGAACGUGUAUAUGUAAAUAAAUAUAUGUAUUUCUCGAAACCAAGGGUGUACAAUUUUAUACUUGCACGUAUGCAUCAAGGACGUACCUUUUGGUGAUUUUCUAUUUCAAUCCCUCCCCCAAUCAUUUUAAUACUAGGAUUUUAUAUUUUUAUAAGAAAGUGGGGGUUUUAAACACAUAUACAACGGACCCAUAAAAAAAAAAACAAAUGAAAUAUUGUACCGAAAGCGGGAAAAAUUCGACUCUAGUGACGGAGUUCUGCUGUUCACGGGUGUUUAUUAUUAUUAUGCCGGUGUAAUAUCAUUACACAUGAUGUUAGGUCGAUUCAACUAUAUAGGUAUCUCGUAUAUGUUUACAUAAUUACACGGCCAAAACGCGCUCAUGCGUAUUAUUCUAUCGUAUUUUAUUAUUUUGUCCGGGACUCGUCCUGCCAGCAGCUGUAUGCAGUCAUGUCGUGUGUAAAGUACGUGAACUCGUGAUUACGGGUUCAACACGUGUGCGGGUUUCCGGUAGAUUUUCAAAAACGUAUACACCUACCAUUAUAAUGUAAGUACAUAUCUACUCUGGUAUCGUUUGAUAUCUAUUAAGCAUUUUCAAAAUUUAAAUUUAUCGAUUAUAUAGUUAGGUAACAGUAAUAUUAUAUUGCCGUAUAGGUAAAUAUUGAAAUAAUAUAAUAUUGCGUACAGCGAAAAAACCACAACUCUGUAAAAAUAUUACAUCGAUGGUGUAUAAUAAUUAUUAUAAUACCAUGUAAUUUAAGACUAGCUAGACGAAUAUCUAUAUAACACACACACGCACACACAUAUACAUAUGAUAUAAAUUAAAAUCGACGUACAUUAUAUCGUAUAUAGUAUUGGGUCAUUAAAUUAAUUUCAUAGAAGUUUAUUUAAUUUAUCACUGAAAUAACAAACGAUUCGAAAUCGUUUGAAAAAAAAGAGUUUCUCUUCAAUAAGUAAUCCAAAAUUCGAGAUUUUAGAUCGCCAUCGUCAGAAGGAAAAUCAGAAAUUUUGUCAUGUAGUUACCUAUUAUAUUUGGAACAGUUUUACAAAUCGAAAAUGUGUUUUUCGAGUGAGACAAACACCCGUAUGGUGCAUCAGAUAUUUCAUUCUGUGAACUUGUUAUAUCCUGUGAAAACAUGUGCAAUUUCAGCUUACAAAUCGUUGGGGAGAGGUUGAAAGUUAAAACCCCCAAAAGGUACAUCAUUGAUGCUUGCGCCACACAUGUAUAAAACUGCAUUCCAUUAACUUCAUCAUUUGGGGAGUUUGUACAGGUGUAUGUACAAUGCUAUAAAAACACCGUCUAUACCAACAACAAUACGGCGAAAUUCAUAUUGAAAUUCAAUUAAAAUGUCAUCACUUCGAUUCGCCUAUAAAACAAUUAUUCUAAUUCUCGAGUUUGGGUUUAUUUGGUCCAGAGGAAGCUGCUAAAAAUACCCAAUAGUAGCCGGAAAAAUAUACAUAAAACAGAAACAAUGCAUUGCAAUGGUCUCUGUUUAUGGGGAAAAUUCAACAAAAAAACACGGUCUUAUACAGUGAAACUGAUCGGUUCGUCUGUUCACUACAUACAGAAACUAAAAAUUUAAAUUUUUAAUAUAAUCAAAUAUAUGGCACGCGGGAGAAAAUUAUAAAAAAAAAAAAAAUCGUACCUUUUAAUUAUAAUCAGACCGACUAUAAUUUUUGACGGAAAACCGCGAAUUCAAAACGGUGGUUCAUAUAUUAUACUAUAAAUAUAUAUAUAUAUAUGCACAUUAGUAUAAGUUAUGCGUGCAAUAUAAUAUAGUAGUGUACAGUAAAACGCAUCUAGUGGAAAAAUAAUAAAACGCAUGUGACAAGCGAAAAUACAGUUUUUCGUGUGCAGUUAUAUUUUAUAGAUAAAUUAAACAAAUAAUAAUAACAAUAAUAUAUAUAUAUAUAUAUAUAUAUAUAUAUAUUUAUAUAAUACGAUGACAAUUGCGAUGUACUACAUAUUAUUAUGAUGAUGUGUGAAUGUUUUAUGCGCGAAAAAGUGUUUCAUAUGUGUGUAUGUGUGAUGUGUGUGUGUGUAUGUGUGUGUGUGUACACAUAUAUAAAUAUAUUAUAAAAAAAAAUAUCCAUUUCGAGCACACGUAUACAUUUUAUUCGAACGUGUGUGUGUUUGAUAGACGUCAUAAAUGUAUAUGUAUUUUUUUUUGCAUUUUUUACAUUUUGCAUUUUAAUUGGACGUUUUAAAUAUUUUCUCAGUGCGUGCGAUUGGACACAUUAAGACCCUACAUUGCCUAUAAUACGAUGUUGGUAUAGGUAGGCAGGCAGAUGGCGAACAGAAAAAAAAAAUGUAUAUAGUUAAGCAUAAUAAUAUGUGGCGAAAAAUUCGUUCCGAUUCGAAUCUACCGCGGCGGCACGAUAUAAUAUUAUAAUUCAUAAUAAUUUUACAACGAAUAUCUAACGUAUAAUAUAAGUACGAAAAGGUGUAGUAUUAAAAUAUUUGUACGUUCUAGUAUUACACGUAUAUAGGUGGUGCUAUAGGCACUUAAUUUAUUUUUUACACAAUUCGUCGUGAUUAUAAUAAUAUAUCAUAAAUAUUAUUAUUAUUAGGUGCGUUUUUUUUUUUUUUUUUUUUUUUUGACCGAGUGAGGUAAAUAUUAUAAUAUUAUCUACUAUAUUAUCCACUUACAUUUUCAAUUUCCAAAGAUUAUUUUAUUUUUUUUUUUAUUAUUUAUUUGCUACUAAUAAAUAUGCGAAAUAAACGAGAAUGUUAUUCAAAACAAAAAUAAAAAAAUACCCCGACAUACUUCGCACCGUGUGUAGACCACUGUCCACUGGUAUUGUGUAUAGGAAGUUGGUAAAGUACAUAAUGUGUGUUUGGAAUACAUUGCUAUUUACUUACGUGUUAUAAAAUACACUGAAAGCAAAGGUAAUUCAUAUUUCAAUUCAAAUGCGAUGUGAUAUUAUAGAUAACAUCGUCAUAUAUUAUCAGUUUUAUUAAAUGUCCAGAAACCCAGUCGGGAGGAAAUCUGUAUCGAAACAAAUUGUCGAAUAAAGUAUCACUGUUCGAAAAUCUCUUAUAUCUCUAAAAUCUCUCUCUCUCUAUAUAUAUAAAUAUAUAUAUACGAGUAAUGUUAUGCUCAACGAAAAGUCCUUAAUUAUACUUAUAAGGUCAUACACAAUUAAUAGGUACAUGUUAAGUACAUUAUUAUUUGUUCGAUACAUAUUUCAUUUAAAUAAACGCUUAUGGUGGAAGGAGGAAGUUAAUAGUUAAUUAACAAAGUUAUUAAUAAUGGCUAAACUAUGAGUAGAAGGAAUGAAAUAUAAUUUAUAAUCGUAAUAAUUCUAAUUUGUUCAUUAAGCUGAUAAAUGAAAUGAUUGCGUAAAAUUAUAAUAGCGUCUUCUGCACUAUUAACUCAAAAUCUAAAAAAUACGUUGUAAAUAUUAACUAUACGAUGCGAUAAUGAAUUUAAUUUAAAAAUUUAAAACGAAUUGGUUGGAAAAAAAAAUGGCCAAUGGGCGGAGGGUUAAACACUAUGAUGCUCCCUUGAAUACACUUAUGUAUUUGUAUAAUCUACUUACUAAUAUAUAUUAAAUAUAUGAUAGUACUAUUUAAAUCUUGUUUUCUAAUAAUAUUAGGGUGGGGAUAUUGGGAAUAAUAAUAGGUGGGAAUAGGGGAAGAGGAAGAUCGUAAAAAAGACGGUUGGAUAUGCGACUGACAAUGAUAUACGGAUGGAUGGCGGGUGUAUGCGAGGACGAUGUGGGGAAUCGGGUCAAGUGGAUCGAAGUUUAGGACGGGGGUGGUUGAAUCCAAAUAGCUGGUAUGAAUGCGAAGGCGAAUAAGAAGAAUAUGCAAAUCUUGUUUUUCACAAUAUUGUUGGAUGACUGAUUUUUUUAUAAAGUCAUUCAAUUAUCAAAGUAAAAUAUUAUUAUUAAUACAUAGAGACGCGGUGGAAUAAAAGUCUAGUACACUGAUGUAUAUAGCAGAUAAUCAUCAGAGAAUUUCUAUUUUAUUGACUUAAUGAAUAUACUUACGUAUAGUAUAAAUAUAUUUAAUUUAAUAAUAACAAUAUAAAAACGCAUUAGAGUAAAAUGUAUAUAAUUAAGGUAGAUUUAUGAAGGACGUGGGUGCAAAAAAAAAUGUAGAAAACAAAAUCACAUUCUAUAAUUUAUUGUACGUCCCGCGUGCUGGAUAUGUAGUUUGAGUUUGAAAUGGAAAAUAAUAUUGUUAAUUAACAAUGUUGUUGUUUAAUGUCUUCAUAGAAUGGUGUACAGAAUAUUAUGAACUAUAUAUGAAAGGAUAUAAGAAACAGACCAUUUAAUUAUAGUUUAAAUGUUUUAAUGGAACGAUGCAUGCUACUAUAUUAUUAUAUAGAACGUUUAGGUCGGUAUAUCAUCACUAUCAUCCGUAAUGAUGCUGAUUAAAUUAAAAAUUUGAAGUUAAAUUGAAAAACUAAUUAAUUUACUAUUAAAACGAUUUGUUUUUUCGUAUAUAAAGACCAUUAAUGUAUCAUUAAACUGAAGUGAAAUAAGCAUACUUUCAAUAGUCCAGUUUCUGUUCUGAAAAAUGAUUUAGUUGGAAAAAUAUUGUCAUUUUUUACUUUUUUCAUUUUUUGAGCGAGUUCCCUAAAAAUGGCAGUACUUUUUCCUCUUAAAAUGGUAUCGGGCAGUAGAGAUAAGUAGAAAUGUUUCAUCAUUACGGUGGUUAUUAAAAGAUAUAAUUUUUUUUUAAAAUUUCACGAAAUCGGAGAAAAUUUGGAAAACUUCGAAAUUUUGUUUACAAUUUAUUUACUUGUAAAUAAACAUCUUGCAGGUUGAACAUAUGAAUGUCGGAAUGUUUCACCAAUCUAGAUAAAACACAACACACGGAUACUACGCGAAAUGCUCUACCUGCAUAUUUAUAGUAUAAUAUUGUUUAUUUUGAUUACAGAUAUAAGGUCGGGCGGUAAAAAUCUCGUUACGGGCCUGAGGUGAACGUUUUGAAUCAUGAACACGAGAUUCCACAAGUGAGUUAAUACAUACUAUUAGUUAAUGUCCUAACUUCCUGAGUGUACACCCAAAACCUACCUAGUCAAUGAAAAGUCACCAUGGGUUUAAAUAAAGCAGAGGGGAAACGGAAAAAUGAAACCACCCGUUGAUCCAAAUUCAACUACAAGAAAAUUUGUGUCCAAGUGUAAACCUAAUAUCUAGUCGAUGAGAAAUCAGGACGGUUUAUGUACAUUUAUAAUAGUGUGAGCCGAACUCGGGUACAGUUUGUAAAUAUACUCUCCGGCUGCGAUAACAAUCAGAAAAUCUAAUAAUUCUACCGGACUAGGUAGGUAAAGGUAUGUACGAAUACUCGAGUUUCAAGUGAUACUUAUGUAUACUUUCUGGUUCGUAUACGUAACGUGGAAGUUUUUCAAUUCUAUUUUCUCGUACCUUGUAGUAGCAGGCGAAUGCUUUCUAAUAUACCCAAUUACAAUAUGCGUACACGUAUUCUAAAGAAAAUGGUAAGCACUAAUAUAAUUAUAUUGUACAAUAUGAUGGGUAUAUGUACUUGUCACUGUAUUUGUUGCACAGUAACUUCGCGCGCAUCUGUACGUAUAUACCGUAUUGUUACGAUAAUAUUAUUAAAAUUAAAAGCGGGAAAUAAAUAAUCAAUACUCAAGUACUGCAGCUGAAUAUUUAUUAUUUCAUCAGACAAAUUUCCAUAUUGACCGAGUUUUCUUUUGUGUACGGCGGCGAGAAUUGAAAAUACAAUGUUUUUGCUUUUUACUGCAUACAUAUUCCCUACUGGGAAUCGAAUAGAAAUCUGCAGUAAAUAGGUACUUACUAAAUGUGCGCAAAAUCCCGACGCGUGAACAUAUAAAAAUAAAUAUUAGUUACUAUAUAUUACUAAUAUUACUAAAUCUUUCGUCUUAUGGAAGAAAUGUUUUUCAUUUGUUUACAGUAUUGUCACAAUAUUAAUACAAUAUUAAUUAUUUUCUUAUUAUAUUUUGAUCUAAAUUGCAUAAGUGCAUGCAAUGUUUAUGUAAAAGUGUAUAUGUAUUUUAAAAAUUGAAUUUAUUUGUAGUGAAUACUAAUUCAAUUCAUUUAAGCCUUUCUUCCGUGGGACUAAAGAUAUAUUAUAGAAAAUUGGACAGCAAAGAACUUAACACUGAUAUAAUUCCCAAAAAAAACAAUAUUCUUAAUUUUCUUCAAAUUCAAGUGUAUAUUUAAAAAUCGUGAUUCGAGACUUCUAUCAUAUUUUGUUUAGGUGUUUCAAUAAUUGUUUUUCUCAUUGCAUAUGACGAUAAACUGUAAUGUUGCGAUAAACAAAUAUUACAAACUAUAUCGCUUUUAAAUUUGUUUUCUUAACUAGUACAGGUUAAUUGUAGUAAUAUCGGUCGACUCGUUUUUGUUAUCAAAAGGACAUAAAUUGGUUUUUAUUGCUAUAUUUUGAAAUACGAAUCAGUAAGAAAUUAUCGGCGAUACGGCUGUAUGUUCGCAAAUAAACAAUUUUAUUUUUAAAUAUGUUUAUUAAAAAAUUUAAACGAGGAUGUUAGACGUGGUGAAAAAUUUUUCGUUUGCAGUUCUCAAGGACAUCACGAGCUACUCUAACAAUUAUUUUCGCGUAUAUAAUAUAUAAUAACAUAGAAGAUUACGUCUCAGUCGUCGCGUUUAAUGAAGUCGCGUACCUUUACGUAAAGAUAUAUUUACUAUGAUAAGAGGAAGUGUGUGAAAUAAUGUAAAACAUAAAAAAAAAAAAUAAAAUGUACAGUUAAAUGCUUACACAUUAAGUGUAAAUUUGUAUGAAAAGUAUUAGGAAUUUUUCAAAUAAACUUCUAUCAUAAAAAGUCGAAUCUUUUAAACGUUUUAAAUAAGGCGUGACAAAAUCGGAUAAAUUUUAGAUGUGUUUUACAAAUAAAAAACCCAUUUUAGCAAAAUUAAUAUUGUAGUUUCUUCGAUAGAAUUCAAAAACAAAAAUUCAAAUUUUAUAGUAAUGUUUAUAAGUAUAGGGUAGAUUUGUAAACCUCUUUGCAUUUGUAUGUUUUCAUUACUUGGUUAAAAAUUUAACUAGAUUAUACUAAAUUGUGAUUCAUGAUGACCUAACGAUACUGUCGACAAAAUUGUAUUUUGUAUUUAAAAAAUAUAGUUCAUCAAAUAGCAUUAAUGGGAUUGAAAACGACGAGUUUCUGUUUUUGUCUUACACACGUGAGUUAUAGGGCUUUAGACGGGUUUUAAUUCCAACAUAUCGAUUGAUUUAGUGAAGCGAUUAAAAUUUUGGAAACAGGUUUGAAUUUGUCGUGAAGUCUACUUUGAGAUCGAUCUCUCACUUUUUAAAUCUCCUUAAAUUCUAUAAAAACAUAAUUAUAAAAGAGUAAUUGAAAAAAUGGAAUAUUUAAGUAUUUUACGAAAUUAAAAUCAAAAAAGUGGGAAAGUCGAUCUCAAGUAUAUUUCUCGAAAAAUUCAAAUCUGCUUUGAUUUUUAUCGUUUCAAUCGGUACGAUUGAAAUACAAUACGUCUAAAUCCCUAUAUCUCACGUGCGUCAGACAAAGACAGACACUCGUCGUUUCCAAUCCCUGUAAGAUAACAUUUAAAAAAAAUAUAUAUUCCUGUCAAUAUUAUAAUAAAAAGUUAGCACGGUCAGCGGCAGGUGUGACAACUGAUGGUCUUUUUAUUUUAUUUUGUUCGUCACUAAAAUACCAGAAUAGAAAUCUAUUCUGGUAUGGUCUAGAGGCAAAGUAGAUAGUUGAAGUUUAUAUGGUCACCUAACAAUCUAUACGAUCUGGGACUCGAGAGUUUCCUGUUUCUCUAAAUAAUGUGAAUAAAACCACGAGUCUUUUAAAGAAACCAUUUUGGGAUGUUACUUGCCCUUUUCUUAAAAAGUGGGAAAUACUGAUGUUCAAACGUCCGUUGAACGUCCGACGACCGUCAAAUCGACUCUUCUCAUGAACUCCUGGUACCAAAAUCACAUUUUUUAAAAAUAAAUUGGCGUUUUUACCUUGAAGGAUUUGUCUUAUCAAAGGAUCUUUUUUGUAGAUUUUUUUGAUUUCCUUCAACUGUUAUAGGAACCGUUUUAAAAUGUUACUGGCCCAUUUUCUAAAACCUGGGGAAAACCUAUAACCAAACACCGAUUGAACGUCCGACGAUAAAUUUUCCAGACUUAAAUAAUAUCGCUUGUUUUUAACGCACUUUCCCUCGACAUCGCGUAUAUAAUUACAAUUAUUUUUCAUGUUUUUGCUUUUCCCCCGUUUAAUAUAUUAUUAAGAUGAUUUCGUAUCGUACCUAUACGGCGCUAUAGAUAUACGGCGCUCGCUGUACGUAUGAGAUAUAAUGAUAAUAUUUUCACGGUCAUUAUGUACGCCACAUAGACAUUAUAUAUAGAGAUUUUAUAGAGAUAAAUACGUAUAUAAGGAUUUUUUUUUGCGUCAUGUCUAUGUUGUACGCCUACACCCAGAUAUAUAUAUAUAAAUAUAAUGUAUUCGCAGGUACAGUGUACACUGUACACGGCGGUUAAGGAUGGCUAUGAAUGUUAUAUGAUGGUUAAUUAAACCGUAACCGCUAAAACCGAGCGUAGUUUUUCUUUUCGAACCGAGUCGCCUGAUGGAUACUCGAGUAUUAUAAUAUUAUAAUUAUUGUAGAAUUAUUAUGAAAUAGCGAAUCGAUUAGAAAAUCGUACACUAUACAUUUCGCCUGAGAGAUCAUUUUCUCAGUAUAUAUAUAUAUAUAUAUAUAUUACGAGCAAAAACCGAAGUUGGGCAAAUCUUAGAAAUGCCCAGGCAAAACACAAAGUACCCACGAUACUUGGGCAAAACGUCAUAUUUCGGCUUUUCCCCGGACAAACCUAGCUGUGACCAACCUCAUUCGGGCAAAUCUGUAACGUCCAUAAAUUUAUUUUAUAAAUACAUAAAUAAAUAAAUAUAAUAAGUAAAUAUAUUAUAUAAAUCUGACACUAAAAGUAGGUACGGUUUUUUCCGAAUGUUUAUUUUAUGUUGUCACUAUAUGUCAAAAACCAGAUAUUUUCGCGCAAAGACCCAUAUUCAUUAGUGAAGAGAGCGAGUAUUGUAGUAGUAUUAACAUGGUACCUAUCUACUGUGAAAAUUUGCCCGAAAGAGGUUGGUCACAACUGGGUUUGUACGGGCAAAAUAUGACGUUUUGCCCCAGUAUCAUGGACACUUCGCGUUUUACUUGGGCAUUUCUAAGAUUUGUCCGAUUUCGGCUUUUACCCGUAACAUAUAUAUAUAUAUUAAACAAACGGACAUACUUCACACGAUGGGUGGGCCACUGUUGUAGGUGAAAAGUUGGGAAGAUAGAGGGAAACUUUACUGUAUAUCUGUAAGUGACGAUAUAUAUAUAAAUAACAUAACAUAUAUGUAUAUAUAUGUUAUGUAUUGUGCCUAUAAGUAUAAAUGAAAUUGUAUCAACGAAAACUUAAAACUAAAGUAUAUAUAAAUGUAAUAUUUUCAUAGUGAACUGUAUAAUAAAAAGUGUAAGAAAACAAUGUUGAAACUGUAAUUAUUGCACAUUUUGCAUUAAAGAAAUAUACCUAUAAUACAUAGGUAAUAUAUAGGUGAUAUUAGAAUUUACUUUCCAUUUUUUUUUUCGAAACCGUAUAUAUAUAUAUAUAUAUAAUUCGUAUGUAAUAUUUAUGUAUUAUAUUUUUUCUUAUGGAUACGACUUGUUUCCAAGCAAUUUCGAGUAUUAAAAAGCGUGUAAUAUUUUUUUUAUAGUACUAAUUGAAAUAAUCGAGUCCCAGUUUUCACGCAGACAUACGUAUAGUGUCGUGGAUAUACUUGUACGAUAAUGCGAUAUAAUAGGUAGCAGGUACUUGUUACUAGAAAAAACGUGUAACUUACAAGUUACAAGAUCGCAAUACAGAAUAUAUUACUAUUUGAUGUGGUAUCAUUGAUAAGUGAUAAACAGGGUUUGGGUCUUAAAGUAUUUUAAAUUUUUAAAAAAAGCGCUUAAAUUUUUUUAUUACAAACAUUUAAAAAGUCCUUUGCGCUAAAAUAAGUAUUUAAACAGGAAUUUAAAAAAAUACAAAUAAUGUACAGAUAUUUUUUUAAAAAAACUAUUGAAAUAAAUAAAAAAAAAUAAGCACUUUCAAAUUUAAUAAUAAAAUUCUCGAAUAUUUUUAAAACCACAUUCGUGGAUUUUUAUCGUCUCAUGUUCAGUGUUAACUAACGUGACAAGUAGAUAAGCCAACAGAAACAGGCAAAGGUAAAUAUUUUUAAAUUAUUAAUGGAAAAAUCUAGAUUUUUUCUUUUAAAAUGUAACCUGAUAGAUAACAUUUUGUAUGUGCGCAGUGUUAGUAAUAAAAAUAUGCUUUUUGAGAGUUUAAACUUUCGAAGCCAUCUUUAUCAUAUUUAUCCUCGAAUUUCACCAUUAUUUCGGAAAAAGUAUAGUAUUGUAUUAUUUUUUUAUUAAUUAUUAAGUAGUGUUAUUUGUGGUAUUAAUGUCUUCGAUACUCAAACAAAUUGGAUAGCGACGGAGCUCUGUUGGUCACUGGCAGGUGUUUUAAAAAACAAACGUUUUAAUUUGAACUUUAAAAUAAAAAUCACGAACAAUUUAUUGUAAUACCUAAAUAUUAUAUACUGUAGUUGUUCAAUUCGGUUUCAAUGUUAAGUUAGGUUAUUUACCUAUAUUUUUGCCGUUUUUUUUUCGUGAUACGCGUUUCAGUAAUAAAUACCCGCAAAACUCUUUAUCGCUAGUACAUUAUGUACACGGUACAAUGGCCCUGCACUCGACUCGAGUCAGUGGUUCCGUACAAUAUUCCCGGUGGGUACACCGACACUUGCGCGUGUAAUUAUUUUCAUACUCGUCGCGCACAACGGACAAUAAGUUGAUGAUCCGCGAUUGAGUUAUUUAAUUCGUCGAAUAUUAUUUUUAUAAACGUGGCCGAGUUUUAUACGUUAACUAUGCAUAUAUUUGUUUGUUUAACUCGACAUAUUACAGUUCGUCCAAAACAAUUGACAGAAAAUUUGCUCCGGAAACACAUUGGGUAUAAUUCAAAGUUAUUCGAGUUAUUUUUCGUAUAGGUACCUCCACCCACUUUGAAUGUUUGUCGAGAGUCACUCUCAUCUCCAAAAUUGAGUAGUUAAUUUUUUUUUUUUAACUCUGACGUACAGGGAGGGCAAUAAUAUCAAUGGCAGGCAAAAGUAACAAUUAUCGAAUUGCAUUAUUUGUUUGUAUAUCAUACCUAUUAUAUUAAAUUUUAAAGUAAUGCUAAGUUUAACUAUUUUUGUUAUUUCACGAUUAUAAAAUAAAGUCCAAGUUCACAUUCGGGAGUUCCCGAGCUUCAUUUCUUGUAAAAUAUAUAAGCUAAUUCUGGUAAUAGAGUAUUCUUUAAGUUCGAAGAAAAAAGAACAUUGUGCGUAAAUUUGCACUGUUUUGUAUAAGUAACCUUUGAUUUUAAUGUCACGUCAAGAUUUUAUACAAACCAAAAAAAAAAAUUGUAAGUAACUCGGAUAACACCACAAUAUUUUGAAAAUUGUACCAUCACGUUUAAAAAGCAAUAAUAUUAGUAAUCGACGAUAGAUUCAGGUCUCCAGUUAUUUUUUACUGAAUAUCAACAAAAAAUCAGAACCGUUGUUAUUGCGUAAGUAUUCCCGAUUUUCCCAUUAUUAAUAAAACCCCCGAAAAAUAAAAAGUAUAUAGCCUCUUCGAUUCACCAUCUAGAUAAAACUUGCUUUCAGAAAAAAUGCUUUAUUUGGAAAUCAUACCAAGAUUUCUGGUAGAAAAGUUGUUAACGUCCAAAAAAAACAAAAAAAAAAAAAACAAAUUACACCCAUUAUAGUAAAACCAAUACAUUCCUUGGCUACGUUCGAAAUCUAAAAAAAAAUUGCAUAGAGCAAUUUCUAAUCGAAAAUUCGUUUACACCCAGAAAUAUUAUGAAAAAUGAAAAUUAUUUUUGCCAACUUUUGAUGUCCUCGACUUUCCCCCCCCUUUUUACUGCGGGGCACAUUGCAUGAUUAGAAAUAUUCCUGUACAAUGAUGUUUAGGUUUGAACGAAUGGUUGUGAAAAUUUCGAUAGAGAUAAUACAAUAAUAUAUAGAAUGCAUCUGAACGAAACGAAAAUCCGUACAAAAACGUUCGGAAACGCGUCUGCGAUAAAACUCAUCGUGAUUGUAUACACGAAUCUAAAAAACCAACAACAAUAUAAUAAACGUAUUCCGGUAAGUCGGCAUUAUUAUUAUUAUUUUGUAAGUCGUGUUACAAAACCGCUUUCUAAAUAGCGCCGAGAUAUUAUUAAGGACGUCUCAUGCGCCAUAUAUAGCGGGCUGCGGACGGUUCUAUCCACGCAUUGUCGAUUGUCGUAGUCCUUUCACUGCGUCAAAAAUUAGCGGCCUCGAAGAAACGGCGUACACUGUAUAAUAGUAUUCCUCCGCCUAAUGUCCGUCAUACCAAAACUGUUAUCGCGGAUACGCGAUGCCGUUUCACAAUGAUCGCGGGCGAGAUUGAAUUGUACCAAUUUAUACAUAAUAUUGCCCUAUGAUUAUUUAUAAUGAAAAUGUAAUUAAUAUUUAAAUUUUAAACAGGUAUUAUAUUAUUUUCGCAGGGCGGCGCAAGACGGUUUCGUGAACAUACUGAAGGAGGCCACUAAAAGAGAUUGCAACGCCAAAGACGAGGACGGGAUGACACCGACGCUGUGGGCCGCGUUUAAAGGACACUUGGAAGCGCUCAGAGUGCUCGUCGGAAGGGGGUAAGCUGCAGAUGGUUAUUAUUUGUACGUCUCAAAUAUAAGCGCACGGGUAUCCAUCACUUCCUAUCGUCUUCAAUCGUACGAUUGCAGGUUUACUGCAGUUCGAAAUGCUUCCUUUCGAAAUUUAAUAAUUCCUGUAACUCCUUGCAACUAUCAUUAUUUACGUCUAUCAUUAUUUGAUCCAUGCACUCUAUUCUUGUUUUCCUCUUCUGACAUGAUUUUCUACGUCACCUUCUAUAAUGAAUCUCGUCAACUUAUCGUGACGCCUUAUAAUCUAAUCCUUUAUGUAUAGUAUCUACUGAACCAAAGUUCUUGAUUUUCCUUUAUUCGUUCAGUUUUUAUUCAUUUUUUUUUCUAUCCAUCUUAGUAUUUUGGCGAUAACACUAUGCAUUUCAAAAACUUUUAAUUUUUUUUUUAUUCUGUACCAAUUGUUCAAGUUUUCAAGUUCAAAUUUUCCGCCAUUGCAGCAGAUUCCAUACAAACACUUUCACGAAAUUUUUUCUUACUAGUAAGGUCACGCUAUUACUAUUAGUGGUCAGUAGAUAGUUUUUAUCUUGAACAUCCUUCUUUGCUAAUACUAUCCUGCUAUCUAUGUCCGCUUUACUCCGGCCAUCUUCUGUUAUUUUAUUUUCUAAAUAAUUUAGAUGUUGAACUUGCUCCUAUGCAUGCGUUAUGUGUUUUUUGUAUUAUUUGUAUAUUCAAUGAAUAUAUUUCGUAUACCGUAUGAUAAUUAUUAUAAGCGAUGGGAAAGCGUAGUAUCAUCCAAAACAGAACGGGUCUGUAUAUAGUACAGGUACCUAUACUGUUAGAACCCAAGACUAAUCGCCCCCGGUCUUGUGAUUCGGUUUCGGUGUGAUAAAAACAAUAAUAUACCUAAUAUAUAGCGAAGACUAUCAUCACGCAAUAAUAGUUACAAUAAUAUGAAAUUCGAAAAAAAAACUAUGAAAAUAAAAACACGGUUUAAAAAAAUAAAAUAAAGACGAGUCAUCUGUAACGACCGACGACGCUCAUCAUCGUGAUACUCGAUGCCGUGGAUCUUUUGUUGUUGACGGGCGCGCGCGAUGUCAUCACAACUGAAACUAAAACGGACCUACCUACUAUAAUUUUAACGAAUAGGUCUUUUUUUUUUUAUAUUUAAACAAUUCGUUUACACCAAAAAAAUUGUACAAAAUCAAUAAUUGUAUUGUUUUUCCUGUUGAAUGGAUUUUUACCGUUUUGAUCGACACCGAUCAUUUUGAUAAUAAAUAUUAUUUACUCUGUCUUAAGGGGCCAUGUGCCGGUUUUACAAAUUGUCUCUAAUUUUGUACAAUUUUAAAAUUAUUUUUAACAUUUUAAUAGCCACUUUAAAUAUAAGACUUCAUCAUUAAUUUAUUACCGUAUACCCAUUUCUCUAAAAAGAUAUACGGCAGUAUCUUCUCUCUGGAAGGAAUGAGGUCGUUUUUAGGGGCAAGAAUGACUUCGCGGAAAUAGGGAUAACUCAUUGUCGACAUAUUUUUUUUUGUUCGAUAUAGGUACGAUAACAUUCUAUAUACCGCAUUGAUAUUUGAUUUUUCAUUUGUUUUAAAUAAUGAUUUGAAAAAUUGGUAAAAACCAUUAUAAUUUACAUUUUUAAAAGACGCAGUAUAAAAUUUGAGAUAGAAAUACUAAAAAACGGAAUUAAAUGGAAUCUGUAGGAAGUCUUCUUCUUUCCAUACAAAUGAUAAUAAUCAUCUUAAUCAAAUCUUUCUACAAGGUAUACGAGUUUUUACCAUAAAUCAUGUUUUUGAGUUAAAUAACGUACAGGCACCGAGCCUUUAAUUCCAUGCAAGUGGCAUCAGUUAUAUUAUACUCGUCUAAUUUUCUAUUUUCGUGACAACCAACAAAACUGGAAAAAAUAAUCGAUUUUGCCCCUCGAUACCGGAUUCCCGAAAUUCAACCGCUAAAUGAAAAAAAAAGCCGUUACAAAUUAGUUAAUUUGGUUGUUAUGGGCAAGGAAGUGACCUUUUAAACAAAUUAAUGACCUAUCGGGCCACAAAAAUUAACUGUGGUAGGGACGGUGGUGGAAUCGUGGGAUGUCACAGGAAACGCGAGGUGACACGUUAUUUGUUUCCUUUAUUACUGUGCAGUGGGGCAAAUCGUGUGAGGCAACUGUAGUAAAAAAAUAAAAAACCAAAAAAAUGUUUUCUUAAAAUUGUUAUUGAUUUUUUUUUUUUUUAAUGUACAUUUAUCAUAUCCAUCUUUAUUUUAUAGGGGUGAUCCGGAGAAAUGUAAUUAUCAUCUGGGACAGAACGCUUUGCAUCUGGCCGCGUCAAAGGGCCAUUUGAGUUGCGUGACGUUUCUGGUAGGUUUCGACGUUAACCUGUGGGCGUUAGAUUUGGAUUUUCUCACCGCGAUGCAACUAGCGGCUAUACAUGGUAAAUCGCAAGUGCUUCAAUUUUUGGACAAAGCUGCCGCAGCUCAAAUAAUGCUGAACAGGUGAGAAGAUCACGCGAUUGCAGUAACACAAUCGGACUUAUAAUAAUUAAGUAUUUGUAUAUUUAAUAUAAAUAGGAAAAAAGUCGAGUCUAAAAAAGAAAAAGCGCAAAAGGACGCGGAGCGCCACCAAAAGAAGUACGAAGAGAGGACGAGAAAAGAACGGGAAAAAGAGAAAAAACAAAUACGAAAAGUCGAAAAGGAAUAUUUGGGUGGACACAAAGCCGAUUCGGAAACGGCUAUACCUACGGUCCGACCCAUGCCUUUGUCGUAAGUACUAUACUUAAUAUUAUUAAUUUUAAGAUCUAUUAUCUCAUGUUUGAAAUGGAAACUUGGAGGAUAAUUUUUUGAUGCGUAAACAAUUCUGAAAAUGAUGAGUGGGAAGAAUAAGCAAGAACAAGGAACUAGAAUCGUUAUAUCAAAAACCGAACAUCGUAUAGAAUCCAUCAGAAUUAAGAGAUUACAAUGGUACAGCUAGGCCACACCUGCAGGAAAAGUCAAAACUUAUUAUAUCGUAAACAGUUAAAAUGGAACCCACCAGAGAAGGUGACAAAGAACGAGGUGAGAAAAUGUAGUCGGGAAAGGCGUGAAUAAACAAGGAGGAUGAUUAGAUUUAGAAGCUUGAAGUGGUAGGAAGUGUGAAAAAUGACCGGAUGGUCCUAGAGGCUUUAGUACCCCGAAGAAGUACAAUAUAUCUAAAAAUGUCUGAAUUUUAUGAUUAUGAAAAAAACAUUAUACGUACCUAUACUGAUUAUAAUACUUAUGUUUGAUUAUCUCUCAGGAAACGUUUUUAUUCACAAUUGCCGUAUAGUUGUUAUUUUGACCCGUUUGCGUAACGUUCGAAGAAAUAUUUUUUCUUAUAUAACCUAUAGUUUAAUGAUCGUCCACUAUAAAUCCACUCUUACAGUGGAGAAGGGCAAUGAAAUACUUAGUCAUCGUUUACUUAAAUCUAUAACCGGAACAGACUGUACUAGUUAAUAUGUUUUUAUCGGUUUUUUUGUUUUUUUUGUUUAUGGUUUAUUUCGUCUAAAAACUUGUAAAAUUACGUUAAACUGCUGCUGCAGCAGCCGUCUUCUUAAAAAAAACUCCAAAAAACCAUAGAAAAAUAUAACCGUUACCCAUACGCGUAUUAUAAUAUUUAUAUACGUCCGUAAUAAUAGUACUAAUAAUGGGAUUAUAAAUUUGCUUUGGGACAGUUUGCGUAAAUCGUCGUCUGACCUGUCUUGCAAGUCGUUUACCGAAAUCGUCGGAUCCGGUACUGUGAAAAAACCGUUGGUCAGUUCAGGCGGUGUGAAGAAGAUCUUGGAUAGAAAAUUGAAGGCGGCGGACGGACAUAACAACUGUAAAACCAACAAAUCGACGUACAAAUUAAUAAAGGAGGCGAGUGGUUUUUUUUUUCAUUUAUUCGGUUAUAAUACAGAGUUAAAUUACUAAUUUUUAGGAAUUAUAAUUUUUAAUUCUUUAUGGUUAUUCUAAUAGAUUUACAUCAUGGAAAAAGACUAAAACAUAAUCGAAAAUAACAGAAACCGUAAAUUUGUUAAUUUUUCCUAUCUUUUUCCUAAUUAUUAAAAAAAACUAUAAAGAAAUAAAAAUGAACUCAUUAAUGCACUGACCAAACAAAAUCUACAAACAGAAAUCACCCAAUAAAGUUAGAAAUAUAAACAAGGUCUUUAGUAGAAUCGUUGUUCACAAGAAAAAAUAUAAAAAAAAAAAAACACGCAUCAUAGUAACAUUUCCCACUACGCUUAGAAAGAACAACAUAAAAGAUACAUAUUAAGGAUCAAUAAAUGGGAGGAAGAAGCAAAAACAAAUGUUCACUCCUCAAUGUAUUUCCAAGUAUAAAAUGUUAACAUGAACAACUUGAGAAAAUCCCAAAAAUUGCCACGCUCCAAAAGUUCACCGUUCUCUCGAAUUAAUUCUACCCGGGCAAACACCCCUUUGGUCCCCCCCCCCGGUAAUGCACCCCUGAGUAUAGACGUCUUCGUUUCACAAUCUCCAUUCUAUUGUUAAGUACCCAGUUAUAAUAUAAAAUAUGAUCUUUAGGUCGAGGACAGCACGAGUGUUCGGACCAUAACGUCCAACGGUGAUUCACAAAUUAUCUACGUCAAUUCGUACGAGAAUGAGAACGGAGGUAAAUAUCGCCAGACGUUAUUAUGAUAAUACAAUAUAGGUAAACAACAACAAUGAUAAUAUAUUUAUAUGUAUAUUUAUAACGAUCGUAUUGGUACAACGUAAGCAUCACGGAUUCAAUUUUUGAAUACGAUUACCGAACGGUAUACAUAAUAAUAUAAUAGCAUCUCUAUUGUGUUAUUAAUAUUGUGUAAUCGAAAAUUAUUCACUUAAUUCGUACCCGAGAGAAAUUGUAUUAGGUACGCGGGAGCUAGUCGAUUUUAGUACACUUUCAGUACAUAAAUUAAAAUUAUCGAACUGCACACAUGUUUGAAUAAUAAUAAUAAUAAUAAAAAGUAAUAAUCGAAAUGUAGGAAUCGUAUCUCAAUUUCUGAGCCUAAAUGUCAGCCGGGAAAAAGCGCCUCGUAAUAAUUUGAAUAGAUUCGAAUAACGCUUUUUUAUUUACAUACGAUUAUGUGUAUAAAUUUAAAAGUAUUCGGUUUUUAACAUGCCAAUGAUUAUUGAAAUAAUGUUGUAAGAGGGAAGGAAAAACAAUGUUUUCAAAACUUUUAUAUCGAGUUUGUGUCGAAACACCUUUUUUUUUUACACAUUAGUGGUGCAGUUCGAGGAUUUACCAACUUUUUUUGACCCGAGUGCACGUUCGACCAUUGGAUUAGACCUCUUCUUAUACUCCGAGUGCAAUUCGACUUUUUAUUGCGCUGCAAGUGUGAAGACGUUUUACACCAUAUCCAUUUGUACGAUGUUACCAACAAAUAAUAUGUUGAACGCACGAAGAUCGUUUUUUGAUCAUAAAUAUUUCGGCAACAGUACCCACCAAACGGAUGUAAAUAAUUUUACGAAAAAAAAAAAAAAAAGAGAAGAGAAGAGAAGUAAAAGAAUAAAAUAAAUUGUCGAUUUAUAGCGAAUGACAUAUAUAAACGGACGAAUCGAUAUUGUACAAUAGCGACCGGCGGCGGCGGGUACGACUGGAAAUAUGUUUUGAUUCUUCGGUCGAUUACGACGACGUAAAGACGUGACAAUACGAAACGACAAAAAUGAGCGUGACGAAGUGAUGAAUUUUCGAUAGUUUUCGACUGGACAAAAAGCUAUUUUAUAGGUCGAUAGGUAUAUAGUGUUUGGGUAUUAUUAUUGUAUAUAAUAUAUGUAAUACACCUAAUAAUAUAUUGUUUAACUAUGUCAAUUCUGUGAAAUAUAAAUAUUAUACAUUUUUACGGCCCAAAAUGUCCCGAAACGUCCGAUUUUCUUAAAAAUAUAUUAACCUCCCCCCCUAACUCUAUAUGCGUAUAACCUGUACAUUUUUACCGGGCGUUUUUAUUCAGGUAAAAGAGGCAGAAUAUCGGAUGUCUUCGAAUUGCACCGCACCAUCUCGCAACCGAAUUUCGUCGUCAACAACUGCAGCAAUUUACAAAACUGCAACGGUCUGAACAAAAUCUACAGGCACGAUCAAGGGAGCAUGUUUGAUCGACCGGGUUUCGGAAGCGUCGCGUUCAGGCAAAAGUAAUUUUAUUUAUUCAUGCAGUUAGUAAGCGUUCCAAUAAAAUAUGAGAAAACGUCUAAAAACGAUAUCGACCUGUAAUCGUAAAAAAAAAAAACGGAUCUCCAUGGAAUUAUAAUAUAACACGUCUUAUGUUUCUAAAUCCUGAAUUUCUCAUUUUUACGAUAAUCACUUCCCUUUGAGCGUAAUAUAUGUGUUAUAAAUGGAUGUCUCGCCGUUGUAGUCGGGAAGUUGAUUUGGUGGAUACAUAGAAUUAUAUACUUAAUUUUUAUCUAAAUGAAACGAUUUAUCAUUGCUAACGAAAUACGACUUUGAACGAAUUCGUGUUUUGAAAUUCGAUGAACUUAAAAAAGCUUGUAAAAACUUUAAUAUUGCUCUCAACUUUAUUUUUGCCAUUAUCAAAUAGAACUUAUUUCAUUAUAAGUUUGUAUUUCAGGUAUCUACAAUUCUUUUUAAACGAAUUACAAAAAAAAAAAAAAAAACCAAAUCGAAAAUAAUAAAACAGUUGUAAACAUUAAAUAUAAGUUUUAAUUACCCAUUCACCCACAUUUCAUUAUUUCUUGAUACGUCAUUGGAGGAAUUCCUGUUACUCUUUGCCAGUAGCGUGCACAGGGGAGAGGUUAGGGGUUAUAUCUCGCCAAUGGCUUAAAAUACAAAAAAAAAAUAUGAGUAAUCUAGUGUCGAAAUGCACAUUUUUCAGCCAAGUUACGAGGAAAACCUUGACAUACAUAUAUUGAUUAGAAAUUGACGUUUUUUUAGGAUUCGGCUUUUAAAUUACCAGUUACUACAGUCGAUUUGGAUAGAGAAGACAAAUUUAUGAUUUAUUCAUGGUUCUUAUUUGCUAUAUCCCCUCCCAUUGAUAAUUCCUGGGCACGUCAUAGCUCCUUGCGUAUUCGAAGCCUUUUGAUUGCGUUCAAAUAUGUUUAAACUAUUACAGGUAGUUUGGUUUUUAAGACUAUAAAAAUCGAAAUACCGUAAUUGAUUGGCACGGCUUCGUGGUGUGGAUUACACGAGAAGUUUUUUAUUUGCUUCAAUAAUAAUAAUAUAUGAAAUUUGCCAGAAUAUUCAAACCUAAUUAUUUUUAUCAAAAAAAAAAAAAAACAUAGGAUUUAUGUGAAUACCAUCACACGUUGGAAUUACAGGAAAUCAGAGGGCUGAUCUUGCCACCAAUACAAUCAUGCACUCCAUAAUCGCCGACAUAUCGGUUAUCGAAAUUAAAAAUUAGAUUAAACAAAAAAUAAAGACGGCAUGUCAAAAUUAUUGGAAUUCUGUUUCAAUAUCUAAUAAGUUAAAAAGAAUUAAAAAAAGCACGAAUAAAUGGCAUAUUCCACAUUAUUAAAAAAUACGACAGGGAAUCGCCACUACAAGAAUAAGAAUCGGGCAUACCAUCUCAACCCACUCCUAACUCAUAAACAUAGAUGCAGCACUCUUAUACAAAGUACAUACAUGCCUAGUUGCUCUAACUGCUGACUAUCAAAAAUAUCAUAUAAUAAUGUCCAAAAUUCCAAAAUACAAGAAAUACCUUAUCAAUCUAGACCAAACAAAUUAUAGAAGAAACUCUCAAUGAAGACAACACCUCAAAAAUCCUAACACUUCCAACUAAAAUUAAUAUUAUAUACAACGUUCAAUACUUCUAUAUUAUUAAACAAUAUGUCGUGUGAAAAAAAAAAACUUUUAUACAUUAGGUACUUUAAUUUUUGUACAAUAUACACAAGGCUAAUAACCUUAGAUGUUAAAGCCUAUUAUAACAAUAAUAAAAAAAAAUAAUAAUAAUAAAUUGAUAUAUCCAUUACGGUGAUAAGGGUUUUAUUUUGUUGUUUUUCUGUGCCACACGACCAGAGUAACGGAUCCGAACGCGGCCGUCUUACGCGUACAUUGUCCUUGUACUCGUAUAUAUAUCGGAUGUUUACAUCACGGUGACGGUUUCAUAAAUAAAACAAUAAUCCGUACAUCCUGUACGAGAUGGUGUAUUCGAUCGAUAUAUUUCGAUCACGCUAUACGGCGAUGUCCUGUUAUUUUUACAUCAUUAGGUAUACUUAAUGGUUUUUUUUUUUUCCCCCGUGAAAAUUGUUUUUUUCCGACCGCGCGUCUUCGGAGUACAGGUACGAGGACGACGUUUUAACGUCAAACCGUAUGUUUACAAAAAAAAAAAACAAACAGUCUGUCUACACAGAGAGGGUUUUAAUUAUUAGGCAUCGAUUGGACACGGGCAAUCGACAACAGCGUGCAGUACAGAACAAUAAAAUACCUACGUAUCAUUGAUUUUUUCAAUUAUUAACCAAGUACCGUCGCCGGCCGGAAAAUUCGCGUAUUUUCAGCUGGCACAGUAGGUACACGAUUCAUUCAUAGUGCCUAUGAAUGAUUCGGAGCAUUAUUCCGAAAACCGAUAACUCUGAGUAAAAAAAUAACCCCCGUAUUGAUAGAUAUUCCUACAUAAUGACUAUAUUAUACGUAUACGUUCGUAAUCGAAAAUACCGUUUUUCCGGUCUAACGUUACUCACCCGCAUAUUACAGGCUAUUAAAUUGUCUAGCGCGCGUCGCGUCCCGACGAUAACGACGACAAUAAAAUAUAAAUAAUUUUGCAGCGCGACCACGAUCCCGGUGCCGGACGUGUCCAGAGCGACCAUAGAAGACGAGUCGUGCAGCAUCGGCAGCGCAGGAAGUCUGGUCAAGCGGAACCAACCGAGCAGCGCCAUGUCCUGGGACGAGUUUCAAAACAGUGACGGUAAAUCAAUGCGUGAAUUAUCUAAUGUAAUAUUAUCGGUCUGGUAAUAUAAUAGACCGGCUGGACGAUAGUCGGGCAGAUAUUUAUAGGCUUACUUUUGCAUAUUUUUAUUGAUCGGUCGAAACAAAAAAAAUACCUGUUUAUACUAAAAUGCGUUUCGUUACGCGACGAUUCUGUAUACAACAUUUAUUGUGCGUGUUUCAGGAUUUCGCGCAUUUCGAAGACAUUUUCAACAUUUUCAACAUGAUUUUUUAUCGUUAUUUAUUUUGGUUAUUUUCGUAUUCGUGCUUGCACAAUGCACGUAUACCUAUUAUUAAAAGGUUUUCGGGCCAUUCAAAUAUCAACUCUAAUUAUUAAUAAUUAUUGUUCUAACCGUUUCCCGUGAACGCUUACGUCUAAGGGCUACCGUCUAUAACAAUAUUAACAAUUUAUUUUUUCCGUUGAGACUGUCGAAAUUCACCCUGCCAAACAUAAGUAUUUUUUUUGAAUUUACUCGACCGUCUACAACGUCCUGUCAGCAUGCAUUUCUAAAGACAGCAAAAUCCUUCUUAACGCAAUCUUCCCUACGAUAACACCACGUUCGUAGUGUUAUUUUGUGGGCUGAGUUUCCAACUUUUUAAAUAUCACUUUUUUUGACUAUCGAGUCUCGUUUUCUCUACGCACUUAAUAUAUUCUUUCUAUUUACCUACUUGUUCACAUCAUCUGGUCGUUUAAUUGGUCAUAGUGAUUCCAUGGCAUUCUAAUUACAUGUAUUUUUAACCAUCCAUAAUUCCGUUUUAACAUCUUCCUUUCGAAAACCCGUAGUUUAGAUUCUUUUGUUUUUAUUAUAGUCUGCCUCUUCUAAUAUGGACUCCUAUAACAAUUUUAGUCGAAUUACCGUGAUAAAUUACAUGUCCUAUAAUUUUAUCCGUUUCGAUUUUUAGUUUAUUCUGUUUAAUACCUAUUUCCGGAUUUGUUACUUUUUCUGUCCAUUGAAUCUUAAAGAUUUUUCGGUACCUAGCAUCAAAUUUUAAAAAUGUCUUACUUUCUGUUCUCUUCUGUAAGUUUCGUAGCCACUCCGCGCAUAUACUUUCAGAAACUUUUUCUCUAUCUGUAUAGGGGUAUAGGGUUACAUUAUAUUUGUGGUUAUUAGAUGAUUUUUAUCCUGAAAAGACCUUUUCGAUUGCACGCUAUAUAGAUGUGUCUGGAAUAGCAGUAUUGGUGGUAGUGGCUUAAACAUACCCUUACAGUCAUACAAUUCUACAUAUAUAGAAAUCAAUGUAUCAUUUGUAUCAAUCGAUAGUUAUGAAAGGUAAGCCUAUGUUAAUUGGGUUAAUUUUGAGCGUGCAAAAGUAUCAAUGCAGCUAAAACAUCAGUUUACUUUGAUCAUACGCAAUUACAUAAAAGAAUAAUUAAAGAACGAUAUUUAUUUAAAUUUAAAUUAAUAGUUACCCAUGAUUAUUAUUUUUAAAUUUUGAAUAAUCUCGUUAUCAUUUUUAACGUGUUUUUUUGUUUUGACGACUACAGAGGAAAAUAUAGCGGUGAACGGACGACCGGUUGCCGAGCGUUCGGCGAUGUACGAGUUCCUGGCGGCGGCGGGCGUCGGUGAGUACGUCGACAAGUUCGUCGAGCAGCGGGUCGACUUGGAUGCGCUGUUUAUGCUCAACGACCAGGACUUGGUGUCGCUUGGACUGCCGCUGGGACCCAGGCGAAAACUCCUAAAGGCCGUACAGGAACAGGCGACCAAACGAGAUACGGACAACGAAUCUAAAUUACACGGAUGACCGCUGUUUAUAAGCUAAGGUUAGGUUAGGUUAGGCGCCAAGCGGUUCCAAACGAAACUUUUUUUUAGUUUUUAUUUUAUUUUCUAUAAUACUUUUUUUUUGUUAUUUAAAUAUAAGCACGCGCGUACAACCCGUAUACGGAAAUAUUUUGUACGCGCGUUUGUGUGUUUGUGCAAUUUUUUCUACAAACUUUUUCUCGAUUUUUUUUUGUGUAUAGUUUUGGUUUGGACUUGUAAUAAUAUUUUGUUACUAUUGUAACCUUUUCUUUUUUCUCAUUAUAAUUUUGUGAUGCUGCGCCUAACGUAGCCCGUUAUCCGGCAGGGUCGCUAUUUUGCAAGACAGCUAACGCUUCUCGCUGCGACUGAUUCGAUGGUCUGUGAGGGUCACUAAGCUGUGAAUUGGAAUAUCACGCCUCUACGAUCGAGGAUAUGGAGGAAGUGGUUACGAUACAUUCCCGGGUCACUUUUAAGUCUUAAUAAUAAGUCUGAUAAAAGGCUAUUUUCGAACCGUAAACGGUACGUAGGUCGCAUAAAAUUGACUUGCAUCCCAAUCAAUACACAUCCCUAGCAUGCUUGGUAGCACUGAACGUAUGUAUUUAAGGUGGCGUACAGUUGUCCUAAUCACGAUAAGGAAUACUUACCUAAACCCGGAUUAAGAGGAGGGGGUGGAUCACACGAUUCCAAGAGCCUCUGUUUUCGUCAAAAUGAGUAGUGCAAUUGAAUCAUUGCCUAACUUUGCAAUUUGAUAUUUUAUUACUUUUAAUAAUUAUUUUCGGUUACCCGAUGUCUUACAGAGAAAUUCACUAGUACCGUAAAUUUUUUUUAAAAAAAUAUAUUUGUUUGAAAAAUGUAUUUAUGACUGCUAAAUUAUGGUCUAUUAUCUCUAGAUUAUUUAUUGUUUUGCUUUUGUUGAAACAUAUUACCGUAUUGAAAAAUAAUGGUUAACAAUUUAUUUUGGUUUUAUUUUUUAUUUUUCUGUCUGUUGAAACUUUGCUCCAACUUCAAAGUGCAGCAAAAGUUGCUUUCUUUUCUAAGAGCAAAUUUGUCCAGUUAUGUGCAUUGAUUUUUUUUUUUGCAAUUAUCUUAAUAAUUAAUUUACCGUUCUUUUCGAGGGCCUUAUUAAAACGUUAGACUCCGGAGACUUUAAAUACCUUAAUCCGGUUUUGUAUUUACUAGUUAAUCUAGUAGAUAUAAUCUGCAUUAUAUAAUUGUAGGUGUCCUGAUUACGGGGAACUACGUCUGGUAUACCGUACGUACUGUGGUAUUUUAUGAGAUGAAAAAAAAGAAAACACGCGUGGUACCGAAAAUCACUUUAAUUGGUAUUGUUAAUGAUAAGUUAAGUUAUUAUGAUGUAAGCUAAAUAAAAAGAAUAACAUUUUGUAUGAUUUUUUUUAAAUAUAAAUUGCAUUGUACUCAAAUAAAUCGUAGAAAACGGAAACCGGAAAACUUUUUUAGUGAUAUAUACCCUGUCAAGUGCGUCUUCCGACCAACACGUUUGUUUUAUAUCUGAAAAAGUUUUGCCGGGUAAUUUGUUUGUACACGGAUCGAGUUGAAUCAAAGAUAGAUUCCUUUGCUGGAUAGAUGUAAGGAAUACGGUCGGUAACGACGAUGGUUCAGGACGAGGAUCGAUCGAAAUGACAUUUCAACAUUUCAAACGAGACAAAAAAUUAUAAUAUUUUUAUUUGCAAUGAAAGUGUAGGGUUUUCGGAACAAAAUUAUAUUAUUUCAUAAUAUAACAAUAUCAACUUAUACAAUUCAUAACUACAUAAAAAAAAAAAAAAAAACCGUUAAGAAUUUUAGAAAUAUUAAUAACGAUUACACGUGAAUAUUAGUCGUAAAAAAAAUGUUUAGAAAAACAAAAAAAUACAAUAAAAUACUGAUUUACAUAUAUUUUUUUUGACACCGCUCCUGCGUUGGCCGAUCGGCGAUAUAAUCUCUCGGUCUGAGAGAAAAAAAAACUUACACUUAUAUCGACGAGAAAUAGCGCACGAAUUAUCGCAUUUUUUUGAUCGUGGUUUAUCAGUUUUCAGUGACGGAAGCUUCCGACGCCCCCUGUUUAAUCGGAUCUUGAUAACGACAUACACGGUUUUCUCGACGGGGUUUUGCGAUUAGGUUAAGUUGGCCACUAACGUUAUUCUGGAAGAACGUCGCCCUCAGUCCGGUCUCUCGAUUUUAGCCAUCUUUACAAUUGUAUGGAUAGUAAUAAAGUGUGUUUGGCCAAACCCAUAGCAAUUAUUGACCGAACGGUAAAUAGCGAUUUUUUUACAGUACGAUAGCAUGUACCAUCGAACCAACAUCAAUUACAUGUACAUCCCAUAUUGGUCCAAUCCUAUACGACAAUAUUAUAGCCAUGAAAGCGGUCCAAACGGAUAAAAGCCAUUGGCGGAAACGAACGAAAAAAAAAAAAAUUAAAUGCAAUCAAAUAUCACUCAAAGAAUACUAGACGACGAGCAAAAUCCUAGACCCGUUCGCACGAUUAAAGUAUAGUUACCGAUUACAUGGUUAUUAUUAUUAUUGUUAAUAACAUAAGUUUUUUAGCAAAUACUGAGUGUUAAAACGCCUAUAGCGAAACUACUUAAGGAGUCAAAAAAAUAAUAAAUAUAAUACAUACAUCUAAAAAAAAUAUGUCGUAGUAAUAAUAAUAAAUUUAGAGUCUAUACUUAUACAUCAGAGUUAAUAAUUAUAAUUAAAUAAUAAUAAUAAAAUACAGAUAUAAUAAUAGAAUAUUAAUCUUAUUAUAGACAAUAAUUUACUGUCUAAACUAUAUAGUAGAGAGUAGUAAGUUAUGUACAUAAAAUAUUUUGUUUGACUAUAAUAUAAUAUUAUCUGAAGUGGAGGGUAGCAUACUGGGAUGGGGUAAAUGUUUGAAAACUAUAAAAUGCUCUCGGACCUUUAUGGAUCACACACAUGCUAAAAGUAGAAAAAAAAAACGUUUAACACACAAAAUACAACAAAAUAACAACACAUAGAAAAAAAAAAAUUAAAAGUAGUAAACGCGUGAAUACGAGCGAAGUAUUAUUAGGUAUCGUAAGUUAUUACACUGUUUUACUGCAGGUACUAAAAUAUUGUAUAUAAUCGAGUAGCGUAGAUAAAUUGUGUAGGAUUGAUUAAAGCGGCUAUGACAAAAUGCUUUCAAAUGGCACAAAAAAAAAAAAAAAAAAAAGAUCAAUUAUUUACCUCAUAAUUUUAACACGUAUAAAAAAAAUUUAAAAGGCACUCGUUACAACACAUAUUGAUUAGGUUAAUGAGAAUUUUUUCAAGGUUGAUCGAUGUACAUAAUAUUUAUAAUCGUCUCAAUAUAAUACUAUUAUUAUAAGUAUUUGGACACCCGUUAAAUUCGUUACGAUUUCUAUCAAUCAGUCAAAUUAAUUAUAUGUAAUAAUAUUAUCAUCAAAUAAUUUCUUUGUUUUUGCCAAACUUCUUGACACAAUCAGAGUGUAAAAAAAAAUAAACAUUUAAAAACUUAAGGGGUGGUGUUUUUUUUUAGAUUAUAAAAUAAAAAUGCCAUAUAUAUAUAUAUACAUACAUAUAUAUAUAUAAGAACUAUAUGUUAUUUAUCGCAGUCAUUUCAGCAGCGCGUUUUGGGCAAAACCAAAUGUCAAAUGUCAUUUGAAUAGACGUACAAGGACAUAAAAACAUAAAACGAAAUCACUAACAUCCAGAAACUGAACUUGAGAAUACUCGGCCUCGUCGUGAUCUUGUACUUGCGACGAUCCGUUGCCAGCACUCACAACGGUCUUGUGAAAUUAGCGGGGAACAUUUUCUUUUCUCCGCUGCUCUCUUUGAUGCCGAUUAACCAGCCUUCCUCCUAUUU